AUGGCAGCCAUCAGUGUUGAUCGUUUCAUCGCUGUUGUGUACCCUCUACGCUACAAAAGCAUUAUAGAUAGCUAUGGAUUAAAAAUACUUCUGACAACAUCUUGGGCAUUGCCUAUUACAGUUCCAAUUUUAAUCUCCGUUAUUCCUACCAAUUUCCCACAGGCAAAAGCUUUCAUUGGCUUAGGAAUUUUUGGCACCAGCUAUGUUAUUGUGUUUUUGUUUUACUCGCUGAUAGUGAUAUCAUUGGUUAAACGUCGAAUAGGAAGGAAACAACUUAGAAUGCACUCUUCUAAUGAUACCAGUCAGCCAAGCGUUGAGAUCCGCGUCGCCUUCACGCUAGCAAUUGUGAUUGCCGUUUUUACUGUUUGUUGGGCCCCGUUGGUUACCGCUCUUUUUGCCACUGGAAAGCCACUGGUGAAAAUCCAGGGAGUUGCACAUAUGUGGAUCGGGACCCUAGCUCUGUCAAACUCCGCUAUGAACUUUGUUAUCUAUGGCUCAAGAAUGCGUAAUUUCCAUGAGGCGUACGCUGUGUGCGGCCGAAAGUUGCUUGAAGUUUUUAGACCGAAAUAUUCUUGCGAGGACACGAAUUUGUAACUUGACAUUAGACUUGAAUGGCCAAGUUAUGUUGUGAAAAAACAGAACCUAUUAACUAAUUCAGAAUCGACUUUAUUAAAUGUUAAAAAUAUAUUUAAAAUGAUUUAAAAAGGGGGAACGUUUACUGGUGCCCGGCAAGAGGUUCAAUUAAAAUCUUGAAGGCAAAUCACCCGUGAGACCUUCGCCGUGAUUGGCCAAAAUACUUUUGUUUC
This is a messenger RNA of Orbicella faveolata, 806 nucleotides long. Its product is annotated as trace amine-associated receptor 1-like. NCBI's taxonomy places the organism in Eukaryota, Metazoa, Cnidaria, Anthozoa, Scleractinia, Merulinidae. The record is from RefSeq and is a predicted model, not a curated record.